AUGCGAUGCGCGAGCAAGGCCGCCGAGAGCGCGUCUGCACGUCUCUGUGCGGACGCCGAAGCAGAAACCACAGCAACUGAUGUCCCAUCGGUUGCUGAAGCGACUCAGCCUGUGUCACUUGGUGAUGCAGGCGCUGGUCAUGAAGACACUCGUGUCUUCACAGAGUACGAGCUCGGUGUCUCGUACUCUCCUGAUACGGAUGACGGAUCCGUAUCGACGGCAAUUGAAUCCAAGCCGCCUGCCAAGCGUGGCAUGGACGAUGCUUUGCGUCGCAGCAUCUUUGGUUCAUCUGACGAAUCAGAUGAACCAUCGCCGAAGCGAAGGCGCUCGAGGUCGCGAGACUCGGGCGCUAAUAGUGGUGUCGGUUCUCCUAUGGACACCACUUCACAGCGAGGUGCCAGUACUUCUGUCGGCACGUCGCAGGAAGAGCGGGACCGCAAUGUCUUGCGUCUCGCUCCAGAAAAGAAGGCACGGGUGCCUCCAAAACUGAUCCAUCACCUUGACCCCAGCGCGAAAAACUAUCGCGCUGAGAAUGAAUUCUUCAUCGAUGCUUUCUUUAGACAUCGAUGGUACAGUGGGAAUCACAAGCGUGAUGGUCCCUCACUACUUCAAGCGUGGAGCGCCUACAUCCAUAACCUUGAGGAUGUAGGUCGUGACGUUUGGAACGACAAACUUAUCAAAGCUCGUGAAAAGUUUGAAAAGCGAACCCCGACAGGUGCACGCUACAAGCUGCAUCGUCUGUCAAGGGAGAAAGGAUUACCCUGCCUCUCUUGGGGAGACUCGUGCCCAUGUUGUGUGAACAACUCUGCACGAGCACCUAAGGAGGCUUACCUCCUUACCAGCCCGUGGUGGCGCGUACGUGUCUCUAGUGAGAUGUACGAAGGGAUUGACAACCUGAAAUCCCUUUACGACCGUGCCGGGAAGACUUUCUUUGGCGGUCCUUCUGCGGCACAGGAUGUGCCGCGUCGUACUGCUCAACCAGACCCAGUACGUCAACCAUCAGUUGGGAGCGGGGCUCCCAAGUAUCCCAGGACGGGGGAUAGCCGCGCCACCGGACGAGAUAACUCGUCCGACGUCCGUUCACGUCGCGGUGGUUCAACAGCUGCUCAACCAGAUAGCGCUGGCCACCGCGAGAGUCCUCUAAUGGAGGUGGAGGAGGAGGGAAGACGCUCUCCACACAAUCGUGGGGAUCCGUGUGUUCCCGAGAGCUUCUUUGAUCGCGUAACGCAAGGGUUACGCGGCGAUCUCGAACAUGAGCGGAAUAGGCGUCUCCAACUGGCGGACACUGUCUUGAAGCAUCGAGCUGAGUUUGCCUUUGCUCAGCUUGAGAACGAGAGAUCUCUGACAUCUCUUCGUGACGAGCUAAGGGUAGCUCGUGGGAUUGUUGAUCGGUCUCGGGCUGAGAUAACUGCUCUUCAGACCCUUGUUGAUGCCCACCAUCGGGAGCACAAGGCUCUCUGCGAGAUGCUUGAGCGCAAGGGCGUUCUUCAUCGGAAGAAGCAGCGUACUGAUGGUACGGCUUAA
Peronospora matthiolae is the source of this 1524-nucleotide messenger RNA. Lineage: Eukaryota; Oomycota; Peronosporomycetes; Peronosporales; Peronosporaceae. The record is from the annotation of a GenBank genome assembly.